Messenger RNA from Acanthochromis polyacanthus (spiny chromis), 2524 nucleotides. RefSeq names its product methyltransferase like 9 (gene mettl9). NCBI's taxonomy places the organism in Eukaryota, Metazoa, Chordata, Actinopteri, Pomacentridae. The record is from RefSeq and is a predicted model, not a curated record. Bases 351 to 1343 code for a protein of 330 amino acids. Gene Ontology annotation, molecular function: protein-L-histidine N-pros-methyltransferase activity. The transcript is spliced from 5 exons.
AAGUGCGAACAAUGCGGAAGUGUCUUUUUGUUGUUAUAAUGGGCAGAUCCCUGCACAGCUGAGGGAACAGCUUGAUAUUUUGAACAAACAAGCAGACACUUGUUUCAUGGGACUAAGAUGGAUAGUAAAUAGCAGCGGCUUUCUUAUAUCCACCGCACCCUGCUCAGGUUUGUGUAUUUGUUGUCUUGGGAGCGAGGACAUGCCCCAGCGUGUUAGUUUACAAUUGGCUACCUUUACCUUCUGUAUCAUCAUCUAAUAUUAACCACAUCUCUCAGGCCACUCUGUCGGUCUCCUCUGCUUGGAGGCAGCUGCUGUCUAUCAGCUCUACUGCUCAGAGUCUCUUGUUCAUUAUGUGUCAUCUACAGCUGAGGACAUUGAUUUUUGUAGCCUGGGUGGUGGGCUACAUCGCAUUUCUGCUGUCCGUCCGGAGGAUGUGGACGGGGAAGUACGUCCGCAGUCCGUUGGUCCGGUCUCUUUUUCUGAACAUGGUGACUGAGACCGAAGCAUCUGCAGCUGAGACACAAGAGUGGUACCGGUGCACCCCUGACCUGCUGGGAGACUCCCUGCGACCUCUGUUUGUCCAGAGCCAUCUGGACUCAAGCACCAAGACUUUUCUAAAGAGGAGCGCGGAGAAGUCCAGCUGGCUGUUCACUCAGCUCUAUCACUCUUUUGUAUCAACUGUUCUCAGCCCUGUGGUGUCACGUACCUCUAUCAACGGGUUUCUGGGUCGGGGAUCUAUGUUUGUGUUCUCUGCGGACCAGUUCCAACGACUGCUCCAGAUCAGCCCGGACUGGAAGGCUGAGAGACUCCUGGACCUCGGAGCUGGGGAUGGAGGUGUCACAGAGAUUAUGGGAGCACAUUUCAGGGAGAUCUAUGCAACUGAAGUCUCAUUGCCCAUGAGAUGGCAUCUACAGAGGAGGAAUUACAAAUUGCUUGGUAUAGAUGAGUGGCAGCAGACCGGUUUCCAGUAUGAUGUUAUCAGCUGUCUGAACCUGCUGGACCGCUGCAAUGAUCCUCUGCAUCUCCUGCGGGACAUCAGGCAGACGCUCGUUCCCAAGACAGGAAGACUCAUCCUGGCUGCUGUGCUCCCCUUCCAGCCAUAUGUGGAAGUUGGAGGGAGAUGGGAACGUCCCAAAGAACACCUAAAAAUUAAAGGAAAGACGUGGGAGGAGCAAGUAACCAACCUGUCCAAUGAGGUUUUCCGACGGGCAGGGUUUGAGGUGGAAGCUGUGACCCGCUUGCCAUAUCUCUGUGAAGGGGAUAUGUAUAGUGAUUACUAUGUUCUCGAUGAUGCAGUUUUUGUUCUUAAGGCCUUGGAUGAUACUGAAGAGUCAGCUCACUGAGUGCUAGAUGCAUUGGGGAAAUGUUGGAGAUCAUUAUGUUGCUAACUUUAUCUCUGUGAGGAGGAUUUUUGAGCAGUUUUCAUACACUUCAUUCAUAAAACACAGUAUUUGACUUGUUAGAAAUGGUGAGUCAGGUGUGAAGCUCAGGUACUGUAGUUCCCACGUUUACCAGCCAUCUUGUGUGACAGUGAUACCUCUAAUAAGCAAAAAAAAAAAAGACAGGCAGUUAGCCUAUAUGGAAAUGCCAAUGAAGAUCAAAUCUCACACGUAUCAUCAUGCUGUAGGUGUUUGUUCUGUGAAGUCUGUUAUCUGUGUUUACUGUUGGUAUUUCAUCAUUCUGUGAUUAUAAUGGUAAGAAUCUUGAUUGGAUCUUUGUUGAAUUUCUGCAGUAAUUUUUCAGGGUCUGAUGCAGAGGACCAGUAUGUACACACACUUGAUGGAACCAACUUGUACGGGGUACUUUAUUGAACACUGCUAACACUUUUGUCAUUAGUAAUGUGAGGCCAUCUUAAUGCGAGUUCACAUAGCUUAGUUUAAACGUAACUACUGUGACCACAAGUGGGUACUUCCAGAGUUUACACCCACAUUAAUUAGGUUUGGCCACUAGGGGACAGCACAAUACGCUAGAAAUAUGAUGCGUACUGUAUUGAAAAGCUUUGACAUUGCUGGGCUAAACUUACAGAAAACAUGUUGACUUUGUCCCUUUCCUGCUUCAGGUGAAAGCUGAUCACUGCUGCUGAAAUUUUUGCUUGUGAGAGUCAAAAUCAAAUAAGGAUCCAAAAUUGAUUUAAAAGUCACUGUUGAGCUUCCUUGUUGGUUCAUCAUUUAGAGUAACCAAUUCCAAAUUACAUGCAGUUAUUUGAACUGUUGUUGAUUUAAAAUGCUAAUUAGAACAACAUUAAUGCUUACAAAUAAGUCUAUGCGUAGCACGAAUAGAAAACCCAGCCUUGAAGUCAUCACACUGACUUUUGGCAAUCCCACGGCAAUAUCUGAUUUGCCUUGUAUUGAACUAAAGAAAGGUGUGUUUUAUUGGUUUGAAUUCAACUCUUUAUUUGUAAGAGACAGAUGGAUUAUUUCUUUUAAAUGCUACAUGGCCUUUGAUCAGUGUCAUUCAUGUGCCACAAAUGAUGCAAUGUUUGUAAGAGUAUUAUAUGGGUUCUGGAAUAAAAAGUAUGCAUUUU